AUGGAUGCUCCCGUCACUUCAUCUACUAUGGCCCAGCGCCAAUUCUCGUCUACAACAACCAAUACCUCGACGUCUCAAGGAUUUGCGCAGCCUCCUCCGGCGACACAGAAGACACCAAGCACAGACGCUUUCAUCCGAGACCUCAACCUCGUGGCCGAGGCCGCCAAACGAGCCCAGAUGGCGGUACUGAUGCGAGAUCUUGAUAGCAUAGCGAUCUCGGCGAAUGGCAAUGAAGAUUAA
Annulohypoxylon maeteangense is the source of this 240-nucleotide messenger RNA. RefSeq lists its product as uncharacterized. NCBI's taxonomy places the organism in Eukaryota, Fungi, Ascomycota, Sordariomycetes, Xylariales, Hypoxylaceae. The transcript is spliced from 2 exons. The record is from RefSeq and is a predicted model, not a curated record. Bases 1 to 240 code for a protein of 79 amino acids.